Molecule: messenger RNA, 3633 nt
Organism: Talaromyces proteolyticus
Lineage: Eukaryota; Fungi; Ascomycota; Eurotiomycetes; Eurotiales; Trichocomaceae
Product: tetratricopeptide repeat protein
Exons: 12
Coding region: 1-3633 (1210 amino acids)
Molecular function (GO): protein binding
Source: RefSeq, a predicted model, not a curated record
AUGACAGCCAUCAACCUUAUCAAGGCCGUAAAACCAUGCUCUGUUGUUUCCACCCCACAUCGAAAGCUCUAUGAUGAAGAUCACCAAAGACGACGUGUUGCUUUCACUAAUGUGACGAGGGCUCUCCGUGCCCUUGUUGCCGAAUACCAAUCGGCUGUCCACGACAGCUGGGCACUGGCGCCAAGCUUUUGCUUUGAACUUCUCACUGGUUCUCUACCUGCUUGUUCUAUCCCUAGCCAAUGUGUACUACAGCUACUAGCUCUGAAAAUCAUGCGAGGGGCCAAGGUCGGAGAAAAUAUUCCCUGGGCGCAAAGUUCGAGGCCAUUCUCGGAUACCGUCACAAAGCUGAGCGAAUUCGACAUACAUUGUCAAUCCCAUAGCGAUCGACAACGAGAGAUUCGAAGCUCGGAUUCCGAGAUUGGAGCUUUUCUGAAAUCAUGCCCUUUAGAAGGGCCACGAAAGUCUGUUUUGAAGGCGUCAACUUUGCUUUCACAAUGGAGAGAGUUCGGACCAGAUGGACAAGACAAGAUGAAAACGGACAUCAAAAACUUCCAAGACAUCUUGCGAAAAUUUCCACCCAGGAUUAACAAAGAAGGCUCUAUGGUAGAGCUGAAAGAUAUUGUUUGUGGUGAUUGCGAAGCUGUUUUUUCGUCAAUGCUUGAGCUGGAUAGCCACCGACUCACCAAGUUUUGCCCUGGGGCAGCCAUUGUCGUGCAUGUGAUGAUGAGAGAUAAUCUUAUCAAUAAAGGGUAUCGAAUUGAACAGAGGCUGGUUCCUCUGGAGGGUCGGCCCUUGCGAGUACCCUGCAGCAAGUGUACGGAUGUGUUUGUCGAUGAUGAGGCAAAAGAUGCACAUGAAAGCUUGCAUCAAUCAAAUGAUCUUAUAUGCCUCCAGUGCGACAGGAGGUGCGAUACUGCCUAUGAACUCAAACAGCACUACGAUUACCACGAAAACAUGGAGUUUCGACAACUCAAAAAGGAAAUGACAUCAAAUCACAAGAGGGCAUCUUCUCACCCACAAAUGACGCCGAAGACUUCAAUAGUAGUGCCUCUAAGCCCCACCGAGAAUGCAUUGAGGAAAUUGCACAAGAGGAAAUCACAAAAGAUUCUCGAUGCUUGGCCACUCCGGAGACCCGAGCAUAGAGAGGAUGGUGAAAUUGUCGCUCUUUCAUUCUCAAUGGCAGAAGAUAUUGAACGAGUGCAUGCGGCAGACGGCGCACUUCAAGAAGUUGAUUCCACCGACAUAGUUGACUUUCCUAUUGCUCAAUUCACCACCUGGCUAGACAUGCGCGAUUCUGAUGACAAGAGCCAGUUGUCUACAAUGCACGAAGACAAAGAAAAUAUUGUGGACAAGAACAAUACAACCUUUCAUGAAAGCCAAGGCAACACUGUCCCUCGCCGAAUGUCUCUCUUGAAGUCCGUCCUUGGUUUGAAAUUUCCAAAAAGGCUAUCAAGAUCCGACUCUGUGACAAGCCAGCCAAGAAAACUGAUGAAGAAGGAGAAUUCGAUUCGAUUUUCACUUGUUUCCAAACCCAAGAGAAGCGAAGAAAUGUCAACCAGGAGUGAAAGCCGUGCUAGUAAUAACGUAAAUGAGGCUCGAGAUGGAGGCCUAGGCUUCCGAGUUUAUUCGCCCGAGGACAUUGAGGGUGAGCGCAGCCCGUUUGUACACAUGCGGACCGUUUCAGAGGGUGUCGUUGUUGAGGAUGUUUCUGGCCGACAACGCAUACUUCCUAUGGAGCAGAUUGCAUACAUUUAUUCUGUCAUUAGUGCCGAUUCAUCAUCAAUCGCAAUCAAGUCAAAGAUCCGCGUACUACAAUCCCAGGCUGAGAUGACUUUACAAAACGGGCAUUUGAAAACAGCAAUUGCAACAUACAAGGAUGUUUUGGAUAUUCUCAUGAGAUACCAAGCGUUAGAUACUGACCAGCGAAUAAAAGCCGGCGUCUUGCAUCGAGUUGGUUGCAUAUACAGCACUCUCGGAGCAGCCGGUGAGGCUGAAUACUACUUCUUGAAGGCACUUGCAAUUUAUAAGAAAUUGUAUGGUCGUGACCAUGCUGUCAUGUACUCUGUGCUGAAUGAUAUAGCAAAGCUAUGUGAACGAGAUGGCUAUGCGACGGAAGCAGCGGCUCUAUAUGAACGAGUACUGGCUGGUCGACUGAGAGUGCUCGGGCAGAAUGCUCCAGAGACAUUGAGUUCCAUGCAAGAACUUGCAAAUAUCAAAAUUAGCCUUGGUGAUUUGGAAUCUGCUCUUGACCUCUUCGAGCAUGUUGUUCCAGCCUUCGAAGUGGUCUUUGGUCUACAGAACGAAAGCACCCUAAAUGCGAUGAAUCAUUUAGCUAUACUCUAUCAGAAACUUGGUCUGAAUGAUCAGUCCCUAUCAAUGUCUCGAAAGAUGCUCCCUUACUGCAAGACUGUGGUAGGCUUCGACAGCUCACUAACAAGAAAUGCUCUCACGAGGUAUUUGGAAGACUCGGACAAUUUUGACUUCUCAGCCGACGUAAAGUUAAUUAUCGACCACUAUCGAAGAUCUAGAUGUACCGAGAACCAUCGAGUUUUACAGACUCUAGGACGGGCUUAUAUGAAUUCUGGACUCAACCGAGAUGCUAGUGAUUUGUUUGUGUUUCUAUUUGACGAAACAACUUCCAUGAAGGGCGCCGAUUCUCUCGAGUCGUUUGACGCCUUGAGCGGCUUAUGUGUGACAUUGGAGCACCUGGGCCAUUUGGAUGAAGCUAUAAAAAACUAUGGAAACCUCCUGAAACUUGCCCACAAGACUCCACUGAAUCAUCCGUCACGUUCUCGUAUGGACUACUCAAGAAAACGUGUCACAGACCUGCUUCAUCGACGUGAAGUUCUAACUGCCGAAAGACGCGCAUGGGGCCUUUUUGAAGAUGGAGCGUGUCUUGUCUGUCAAAACAAGACUACAUCGCUUUGCAACACUUGUCAUAUCGUACGGUUUUGCAGUGUCGAUUGCCACGACAAGAGCAUCGCUUCACAUAGAUUGUCUUGCAUCCCUUCCGUCACUCUGCGCGAAUCUAAGUCUGUAGCAAUCGCUCCCCGGUGUCCAUCUCCUGUACAGAAAGACGCAUUAGAUAUGAUUCUGCCUAGCGAGAAAGGUGCAGCAUCACCUAGCAUCACAGCUAGUCAUACAGUCUACCUGGACCCUCGCAAUUUCACAACCUUCCGUAUGAAACUAAGCUCAACUGUAAAUACUUUGCUAGUCUUCUCUCCAGAAGCUGAUAUACGGUAUACUAUUAUCGGCAACAUUUCUGAGUGUGGAACAGACCAGGUCGCUUUACCAACGGCAUCUGUCUUGACGACAGGGAAAAAGAGAAUGUCAAGCACAACCCCUGCAAAGCUUUCCAGCUACAACCAGCAAUGGCUUACUCCAGCUAUGCAAGAGUCAGUAUCGAUUACACCGAUGGAAAAAUCUGCUCCGAUCUAUUUGGUUGUUGCCCCAGGAGAGCAGAUGAUGAAGAACCUAAUCGAGAGGCGAGUUCGAGCGCGGAGUGGAGACGGAGAAAAGGAAAAAUUUGAGUCUUUAAAAAUUCCCAAUGAUGAAUUGAUUGAGUACGCGCAGGGCUUGCUAAUGAAUGGAUACAUGGGCGAGGCUUUCUUGUAUAUUGUUGGGUGGGUGUGA